Messenger RNA from Pestalotiopsis fici W106-1, 1683 nucleotides. RefSeq lists its product as uncharacterized. Gene Ontology annotation, molecular function: protein-arginine N-methyltransferase activity. Bases 1 to 1683 code for a protein of 560 amino acids. NCBI's taxonomy places the organism in Eukaryota, Fungi, Ascomycota, Sordariomycetes, Amphisphaeriales, Sporocadaceae. The transcript is spliced from 3 exons. The record is from RefSeq and is a predicted model, not a curated record. Gene Ontology annotation, biological process: peptidyl-arginine methylation. Gene Ontology annotation, cellular component: nucleus.
AUGGCGCCACUCAAACCCGAAAGAGUCACUGAGCCCAUCAGCGAUUCAGAGUCGUCCGACUCGAGGGAGGAAGACGAUGAGGGCUGGGAUGAUGUUGAGCAGGAUGAAGAAGAGACCCAACAGGUGAUCUCACUGCUCGAUGACAAAGUAUUCCCAGACGUCAUGUCCAUGUUGGAACACUGCAAAGACAAGCACGGCUUUGACUUUUUGGCCGUACGACAGAAGCUGCAGCUGGACUUCCACGGUUGUGUCAAGCUGGUCAAUUACAUUCGCUCUCGAGUUCAUGACGGCCAGACCGUGUCGGAAAACAUUUCGACAUCAGAAAUUGAGUCAGAUCAAUACUUGAAGCCAGUUCUGGACGACGAUGCCGUCAUUAUUGGCCUCUUUGAUCUGCCAGAUAUUGUGCCGGAGAGCACUCCAGCGCAAACACAGGAUGCCACCGCCGUGGACGACCUACUCAAGCGCAACACUGAACUCCAGGAGGAACUUCAGCGCAUUACCGCACAAUUUGAGCGCUACCGUGCGACAGUCUCUGAAACCCUAGACCAAAGAUGGGGCGAUGUCGAGGCCGCCGAGGCAGAGGCUUCAGCUGCAAAGGCUGCGGGCAAGGGCAAGGAGAUUGCGCCCAAGAAGCCCGAGGAUGCUAGCAAGUACUACUGGGAGUCUUAUGCUGGCAAUGACAUUCACGAGACAAUGCUCAAGGACACAGUCCGAACCGAGGGCUACCGCGACUUCAUCUACAACAACAAGCACAUCUUUGCUGGCAAGACCGUGCUCGACAUCGGAUGCGGCACUGGCAUCCUGUCCAUGUUUUGCGCAAAGGCGGGCGCCGCUCGCGUCAUUUCGGUCGACGCCAGCGACAUUAUUGACAAGGCGCGCGAAAACGUCAUCACCGCGGGCCUGUCGUCGACCAUUACGCUGAUCAAGGGCAAGAUGGAGGAGGUGACGCUGCCCGUCGACCAGGUCGACAUUAUUGUCAGCGAGUGGAUGGGCUACUGCCUGCUCUACGAGGCCAUGCUGCCGUCGGUGCUCUACGCGCGCGACCGCUACCUCAAGCCCGACGGCCUCCUGGUCCCCAGCACCUGCAACAUGUGGAUCGCGCCCGUGGCCGAUGGUGAGUACGUCAUGGACAAUGUGCACUUUUGGCGCGACGUCUACGGCUUCGACAUGAAGGCCAUGCAGUCCGGCAUCUGGGACGAGGUCCGCGUCCUGCACUGGCCCAAGGCCACCGUCUGCGGCCAGCCCGCUGGCUUCAAGCUGCUCGACCUGUACACGAUCAAGACCGAGGACCUGACCUUUUCCUCUCACUGGCGGUCCGAGCUCACGCAGGAUGUCGACGCCGUCGAUGGCCUCCUGAUCUGGUUUGACAACUUCUUUUCGCCGACCCGGGAGGACAACAAGAGCGUUGGCCUGCAGUCGGUAGCGGAUGACUGGGCAAAGGAGAACCAGGACCGCGUGGCAUUCACGACGGGCCCGUUCAACACGGAGACGCACUGGAGGCAGGGGUUCCUCAUGUUCAAGUACAAGGAGGGCGAGUCGUCGGCCUUCAAGAAGGGCGACGUGAUUGAGGGAGACGUCACGUUUGCGCCUCCCGAGGACAUGCCGAGGGGUCUGAUCAUCAAGACGAGCUGGAGCGCUGCUGGCCAGGACAAGAAGCAUGCGCAGUCGUGGGAUAUGCGGUAA